Sarcophilus harrisii (Tasmanian devil) is the source of this 1481-nucleotide messenger RNA. RefSeq names its product heparin binding EGF like growth factor (gene HBEGF). The transcript is spliced from 6 exons. Lineage: Eukaryota; Metazoa; Chordata; Mammalia; Dasyuromorphia; Dasyuridae. The record is from RefSeq and is a predicted model, not a curated record. Bases 404 to 1036 code for a protein of 210 amino acids. Gene Ontology annotation, molecular function: heparin binding. Gene Ontology annotation, biological process: positive regulation of cell population proliferation; positive regulation of mitotic nuclear division; epidermal growth factor receptor signaling pathway.
UCCAGGCAGCUCAGACUGCUGGAAGGAACCGAGCCUGCUUGACGUUGCUGCUUCUGCUGCUGCGGUCGCUGCUGCUGCUGCUACUGCUACUGUUACUGCUACUGUUACUGUUACUGUUGCUUCUUCUUUUGCUGCUCCCGAUAGAGGCAGGCAGGCUUUGGGACUGAGAGAGACAGAAUCCUCAGAAAGACGGAUUGACAGACUGACAAAUAGAGUGAUUGACGGAGGAGGAAUUGGAGUGAAAGAGGACCCAGAGCUGCCACUGCCGCUGCCAACAGCAGGCGCUCCGACCCUGGCCCAGUGAGCGGGCGCCCCUUACUCUGCUCUUCCGCCGGAUCCCCGCACCCUCGCGGGGCGAUCGUCAGUGGAUUAUUGGCCCCCGGUGUUCUCGGUUCUCGGGAACAUGAAGCUGCCAUCACUUGUUCUUAAGCUGCUUCUGGCUGCAGUGCUCUCUGCAUUGGUGAGUGGAGAAAGCCUAGAGAGAGUUCAGAGCCGGCUAUCAGAAAACCAAGGGACAGAGAAAGAGAACCCUGACUCAUCCACUGGAUCAUCAAGCCAGCUGCUUCAUUCACGGGUUAGCAGAACAGAAGUCCUCGACCUACAGGCCGAUGAACGUGACCUUGUUAGAGUUGCAUUCUCUUCCAAACCACAAGCUCUGGUCACUCCAAGCAAGGAAGAAAAUGGGAAGAAGAGAAGAAAAGGCAAGGGAAUGGGGAGGAAGAGAGACCCCUGUUUGAGGAAGUAUAAGGACUAUUGCAUCCAUGGAGCAUGCAAAUAUGUGAAAGAACUUCGGAUGCCAUCAUGCAUCUGCCAAACAGGAUACCAUGGAGAACGGUGCCACGGAUUGAGUCUCCCGGUGGAAAACCCCUUAUACGGUUAUGACCACACAACAAUUUUAGCAGUGGUGGCAGUUGUGCUCUCUUCGGUCUGUCUCCUCAUCAUUGCUGGGCUGCUCAUGUUCAGGUACCAUAAGAGAGGAGUUUAUGAUGUAGAAAGUGAAGAGAAAGUUAAGCUGGGAACUCCUAUUGCCCACUGAUGGAAAUCCUGAGUGUUUAAGGUAUCAGCUGGGAUGUGCUACCUCCUGAGAAGACACAAAAGCACAGCUGCAAACUCUGCCAACUGGAGGCAUUUCCCCAAUGUUCAUGAAGAUGAAGAUUCCUUUGUUCGAAGCUGAUGUAUCAAUUGGGCCUCUACAACUACUUCAUCAAAAUGCCAGAGCCUCCAAGUGCCAAGCAGAUUUAUGUCAAAGGGAAUCUGGAAAGGAAAAAGACUCAAGAAAGAGACAAUAAUGUCUCUUCUCCUCCCCCCUCCAAUCCCACUAGAAGUUUAUUUAUACAUUUAUCUUUUGGAUUUAAAAUGCCAGUAAAAUUCCAUAUGCUCUAAAAGUCUUUGACUGAAGAAGGAGAGAUUUGUGGGCUUUAGAAUGAAGGAAAAUGAAAGGAAAAAAAAAAAAAGACUGAUAAGCCAAGUACUCCAGUAGU